AGUACUGUGAUUUUUGAAAGAUCUCUCCCUCACAAUGGCCUUCUCUUCUAAAGCAACCUUUAUUUCAUCUCCCAUUCCAUUUCCUCAAAACCGCACUCCAAAGUGUUUCAACCAAAUAGACUUCAAGACUGCCAUUGUUCCUGAAAACUGGAGCAUCACCCAAGAAAACACAUUGCCUUCUACUUCCUCAAAUCACUUGGUCUAUCUAACUGAUGAACAGCCCUGCAUUAUUAAAGAUGAUUUUCACAUCAAGAAUCAUCAUACAAAAUUGAAGGCGUUGAAGCAUAUGCUAAGCAAAGAGCGUGAAGAUGCAUUCGAAGGUUUGGCCAUGGUUGAUGCCAUCCAACGCUUAGGCAUUGAGUAUCAUUUCCAAGAAGAAAUUGAUUCAAUUCUGGAAAGGCACCAUAUGAUACAUAGCACUAAUAAUUAUAAUGAUCUCCAUGAGGCUGCCCUUCGCUUUCGACUGUUGAGACAAGAGGGUUACCAUGUGCUUGCAGGAGUAUUCGACAACUUCAAAGACAGGGAGGGCAAAUUCAAGCAGAAUCUAAAUUAUGACAUCAAAGGACUAUUGGGUUUAUAUGAAGCUUCACAGCUGACUAUAGGAGGAGAAGAUAUACUUGACGAAGCUGGAGACUAUAGUUACCGGCUUCUAAAUUCAUGGGCGACACAGCUUGACUAUAAUCAAGCUAGAGCAAUAAAGGAUACACUCGAUUACCCACAUCACAAAAGCUUGGCCAGGUUCAUGGCCAAACACUUUAUUAGAGAUUUUCAGGGGGGAAAUGUGUGGAUGAAUGAACUGCAACAACUUGCUAAGUUAGAUUUUAUGAAAAUCCAAUCUCAAUAUCAACAAGAAAUUCUUCAAGUAUCAAGGUGGUGGAAAGACCUCGGUUUAUCAAAGGAGCUAAAGUUCGCAAGAAACCAGCCACUAAAAUGGUACAUAUGGUCCAUGGCAACCCUCAUAGAUCCAAGCUGGUCAGAGCAGAGGAUAGACCUUACAAAACCCAUCUCUUUUAUUUACCUAAUAGAUGAUAUUUUCGACGUUCAUGGGACUCUUGAUGGACUCAUCUCAUUUACAGAAGUUAUCAAAAGAUGGGACAUAGCUGCCGCUGAACAAUUACCAGACUACAUGAAGACAUGCUUCAAGGCUCUUGACAACGUCACUAAUGAAAUUAGCUACAAGGUCUACAAACAGCAUGGUUGGAACCCUGUAGAUUCUCUGCGAAAAACGUGGGCAAGUUUGUGCGAUGCAUUUCUAGUAGAAGCAAGAUGGUUUGCUUCUGGGCACUUGCCGAGCGCUGAAGAAUACUUGGAGAAUGGGAUUGUUAGUUCAGGUGUACAUGUGGUUCUAGUUCAUAUUUUCUUUCUACUGGGUCAUGGUUUAACCAAGGAAGCUGUUGAGCUGGUUGACAGUAAUCCAGCCAUAAUUUCUUCUUCUGCUAAAAUUCUUCGGCUCUGGGAUGAUUUAGGAAGUGCCAAGGAUGAGGAUCAGGAUGGACAUGAUGGAUCAUACGUAGAAUGUUACAUGAAGGAAUAUAAAGGAUGUUCUGUGGAAAACGCAAGAAAGCAGGUAACCCACAUGAUUUCAGACGCAUGGAAACAGCUGAACCAGGAAUGCCUAUUUCAGAAGUCAUUUUCAUCAACCUUCACCAAGGCUUGUCUUAAUCUUGCAAGGAUGGUCCCCUUGAUGUAUAAUUAUGACGACAAUCAACGCCUUCCUGUUCUUGAACACCAUGUCAAGUCUCUGUUCACAGAAAGUGCAUCCCUUUAGAACACCAAUACUCUGUAUAAUUGUAUGAAAAAUAAGUGGGAAAGAAAAUGACAUGAGCAAAUUAAAGAGGAAUUUUCCCUCUUCUUUGUUAGGAAAUAGAGGAGAAAAUAAAGGCAAGUAAGAAAAUAACUUUUAUUUUCUCUCGUAAUCGUGUGAUAAGUAUAUUUUACUUUCGAAAUUAUAUGUACACUGAUAGAAUUUAAUACAAAUGAAUUGGUAAGAAAAUUUAUGUGUUUAGAA
Hevea brasiliensis (rubber tree) is the source of this 2008-nucleotide messenger RNA. Its product is annotated as probable terpene synthase 13. NCBI's taxonomy places the organism in Eukaryota, Viridiplantae, Streptophyta, Magnoliopsida, Malpighiales, Euphorbiaceae. Gene Ontology annotation, molecular function: magnesium ion binding; terpene synthase activity. The coding region runs from base 35 to 1768 and encodes 577 amino acids. The record is from RefSeq and is a predicted model, not a curated record. The transcript has 7 exons. Gene Ontology annotation, biological process: diterpenoid biosynthetic process.